Messenger RNA from Colossoma macropomum (tambaqui), 3935 nucleotides. RefSeq names its product ATG5 autophagy related 5 homolog (S. cerevisiae) (gene atg5). The record is from RefSeq and is a predicted model, not a curated record. Bases 379 to 1206 code for a protein of 275 amino acids. Gene Ontology annotation, biological process: autophagosome assembly; C-terminal protein lipidation; nucleophagy. The transcript has 8 exons. Gene Ontology annotation, cellular component: phagophore assembly site membrane; Atg12-Atg5-Atg16 complex; cytoplasm. NCBI's taxonomy places the organism in Eukaryota, Metazoa, Chordata, Actinopteri, Characiformes, Serrasalmidae.
AGACUGAAACUAAACUGUGGUGAGGAAGAAGAGCGAUAGGAAGAGGCAUAUGAAGAAGAUGAAAAUGAAGAGAAAGCGUAGCUGCGACAGGAACAGUUGUAGUUUAAUGUAAUUACAGUCUCACAUCUGCUUGACCGCGGCUCUCUGCUCUGACAUGUGACUCUGAGAUGUGACUCUCGUCUUUAAUAACGCGGACAUUUUUAGUUCUCUGAUAAAUCUUUGGUAGCUUGGCUGAUGUUGUGUGGUUUCUCAGCCUGUGAGUGAGAGAGGAGCUCUCAGGAGAACAGGUGGAGACUCAGCACUGAACGACUGGAGCCUUUUCUCUUUGACAGUGUGAAAACUGGAAGUGUCAUAUGUGUCACCUGGAGGCUCGAGAUAAUGGCAGAUGACAAGGAUGUACUGCGAGAUGUUUGGUUCGGGCGGAUACCAACGUGCUUCACGCUGUACCCAGAUGAGGUCACGGAGAGGGAGGCAGAACCAUUUUAUCUCCUCCUUCCAAGGGUCAGUUAUUUGACGCUAGUGACCGACAAGGUGAAGAAGCACUUUUUGAAAGUCGUGAAGGCAGAAGACGUCGAGCAGAUGUGGUUUGAAUAUGAAGGGACGCCUCUUAAAUGGCACUACCCAAUUGGAGUGUUGUUUGACCUCCAUGCCUCGAAUACUGCUCUCCCCUGGAGUGUCACUGUGCACUUUAAGGACUUUCCAGAAAGAGAUUUACUCCACUGCCCUUCCAGCUCAGUGAUAGAGGCCCAUUUCAUGUCCAGCAUUAAAGAAGCAGAUGCACUUAAGCACAAAGGCCAGGUCAUCAACGAUAUGCAGAAGAAAGAUCACAAGCAGUUGUGGAUGGGCCUUCAGAAUGAUAAAUUUGACCAGUUCUGGGCCAUGAACCGUAAACUGAUGGAGUAUCCGACCGAAGAGGGUGGUUUUCGCUAUAUUCCUUUCAGGAUAUAUCAGACGCUGAGCGACAGACCAUUUAUCCAGAAGCUGUUCCGGCCCGUCUCUCCUGAGGGCCAUGUGCUCACGCUGGGAGACCUGCUGAAAGAGAUGUUCCCUGCUGCCAUAUGCCAGGACGAUGAGCCAAAGAAAUACCAGGUGGUGAUCCACGGGAUCGAGCCACUGUUGGAGACCCCUAUCCAGUGGCUGAGUGAACACCUGAGUCACCCGGAUAACUUCCUCCACAUCUGCAUCGUCCCAGCACCAAACGACUGAGCCGUGAGCUGUGGUGUGAAACCAGGAGCUGGUGGACAAUCAUCAAACAGCUCAAACGUGGCUCCACCUUUCCGCCUUGUUCCCUGAGGGAAUUUUCUGGAAGAACUUUUUCCACACUUUUUCACACUUUCUGCAUUCACAUUCGUUUGUCGGCCUCACCUUGUCUCUGAGCGUUGGAACCUCUUGGACACAAAGCUCUUCCAAAUCGUCGGAUUGAAAGGAUACCACUUGACCAAUUUUAAUAUGCAUGCCAGUAGGAUGUAAAUAACAAACCGUUUCAAUACCCACAUCAUAUCUGAGUAUGUUAUGUGACAGAGUAGCCUAGUAACAGUAACCUGCACUCAACUGCUUGGAAAGGUUUCAUGACUAUAUCCGUUUGAGAUUAAUUUGAAGGGAAUAGUUUAUCAGGAUUUUUAACCUGGAUUUACAUACUUUAUACUUACUAAUGUAACUUGAGUUAACGGUAACUAUUGGAGUAUAAUUAAUGAAAGUUGCACCAGCUGUUGAGAUAUUUACAUCCCUGGUAUGGAUCUCUCUCUCUCUCUUCCCUCUGCUAACAUUCAACACAAGAUUUUUACAUGUUGCCUUAGAUUUCAUACUCCUGCCUCCGCACUGGCUUGAUGCAACCAUGUGCCGUUGCAGUAUUACUGUAGAGCCUCAUAUAUCUUUCAUCCUGUCUCUCUCUCAACUCUCUCAUCAUGACUAACAUGCUGCCGAUGCUCUUAGAUCUUCUCUCGGCGCUCCGUUAAUUAUCAGUUUGAAUCCUGUUUGUCGUUAAAUGAGACCACUAAACUGCUGUACUCUGCCAAGCAUCCUGGGGGGGUAAUUACCGACACGGUUUAUAGGCACAUACAGGGGGUAGAAGGAGGUGUGAAAAGUACGAAUGGAAUUAUGUCUUGUCUGUAGUGGCCACUGUCAUGCCAGGAAAGCAGAGUAGAGCUUUGGACUCUAAGCGGCAAGAUGACAUCACACACAGAGGUCCAUGAGUAUGUGACUGCAGCCUACAUGGGAAGAGUCAGCAGAGGCCCCUUGAGAAAGCUUGUGGGCUCUGUCUGGUAAGAAGAAGCGUCAUCCAGGAUGGCUGUUCCCUUCAGAGUUCAGAUCGGCCAGAAAUCUACACAAAUUCCUCUUAAUCACAAGUGUAGUCAAUUAUCCAAGACACUGCAUCGUGUAAUAUAAUUAAACAUCAAUUUGCUUUGUGCUUUUGUUCAUUUUUAUAAAUAAACUGCAAAAAUCAUAUCUUGGUGAGUGGAAUCAUCUUAAAUCUAGUCAAUAUGAUAUCUUAUUUUGAGGUGGUUAUAAUAAGAAUAUAAUAAGAUUGUUUAACUUAUUUGUAAACCUUUUUACUUGAAAGUUCAUUUGUCUUAUUCUGUUAGCAAAUCGUUUGGCUUGUUUCAAGCAUAUGUCUUGAAAUAAGCUCAGUUAUCCACAUUGUUUUGAAGCAAGCACAUUAUUUGCCAAUAGAUUAAGAUAAAAGGACUUAAAAAAAGUAAGAAGCAUCUAAAAAAAGUUGAAUAAUUUGAUCAUAUCUUGUAACAAUCUCAUAAUGAGAAAUAUUAGAUAUAUUGUCUAGAUUUAACAUGUUUUCACUUGUAAAGAGGUCAUUUGCAGUGGAACAAUAUGCAGUGUUAGAAACAACAUAAGCAAGUCUGUUUGACAUAAGACUUUGGACACUAAAUAAGUCUUGGCUGAUCAGCAUUUGUGGUAAAAGGAGAAAAAAAACAAAAAACAAAUAACCCCGAGUCUGAUUGUUCUAAUAAGUAACGUAAAUGUAAAAUCAUAAUGUGGUGAUUCUUACCAUUGUCUUAUUUUGUUGUUUGUUUGUUUUGUUUGUUUCUUUAUUUUUUUUUUCAUUUAAGACGAGCAUCAGGGUGGAUAUGGAACACCUCUGGCCUUGGAAUUGCUUAACCUUUGCUCAAUUUGCUGCGGUUAGCUUGCGGCACAUCUGUCCAUCAUAAGAGAAGUGCAGUGUAAUCUUCAGAAUGGAGAUGGGUGAGUCAGAGGUCAGCCUGCCUGGGGCAGUCAUACUGAAAUUUUAGCUGAUACAAGACAAUAUCUCCUCUGCCCUGGUUAUACAGCCUCUAGCAGCCUCACUGUGCUUGUAACUAUUUAGGCUGAGCGACAUUUGUUUGUGUUUAGUUAGUUCGGAAGGGAUGGAGGAGGUUGGAGAUGGGGGGGGCAGACGAUUAGCAGCUGAGAGUGAUUAUUCGCUUAUAGGAAUGAGUGAGUGUACUCGCCCAGACGCAGACAGACCGCACAGCUUCCGCCGUCACCGGGCCACUUCUCAGCAAAACUGCCUGUAAGACCUUGCAGUUCGUUUAGGAGGCGCAUCUUGAGUUUGUUUACUGAGUGGGGUUUUUCUGUCUUUAAAACAUGGGCUCCAGACUCCCUCUAUGAUUCGAAUUGAUGUACGGAAAUAACAAUGUUAAAGUGCAUUCUUGCAGUAUUUAACACUUUCCAAACGGUUUCAAUCAAGACGCUUUAUCUUUCUUCUCUUCUGGACACACUUUUCAUGGCUCGCUUUUCUGUCUUUUGCUACAUUUAACUUACAAAAUGCAUAACAUCUGAUUAAAAUAUUUUGUAACUAUGCAACGUUGCCUUUGAUUCUUCAGAUGUAAUGUGUGGCGGUCGGGUUGAUGCGAUAGAUUAGCUUACUUUAAAGAGGCCAUAUUUGGAAAAACUAUUUUUUUCUUGCUUAUUUGGAAUAAAGGUUUGAUGUACUACCGAAA